GUAAAAAAACGUUAAAACAGUUGAGUUAAAUAUAGAUUGUUCGUAGAAAGUGUGUUAUGGUGGUAGAGAAAAAGUGCAGAGCAUGGGAGCAAUUGUAAACCUAGGAAUAGGAGGAGGAGCAGCUCCGUCGUCGUCAAUCCGGUUAUGCCAUCGUUCCCAGUUGACGAAGCAGCUUCAAUCUGUUGAUAAAGAAUGGAGUCGUUUACAUCACAAACUCAACACCAAACCCAAAUUCACUUGCCUUUUCUCAGACAAUAAAAGAGAGGAUCAAGCUAGAAAAGCAUUAGAAGGUGCACUAAGUGGGAAGAAAAUUGAAUAUGAAAAGUGGGACAAGGAAAUCAAAAGACGAGAAGAGCUGGGAGGAGGAGGUGGCACCAAUGGCGGUGGAGGAGGUUGGUUUGGGUGGGGUAGAUGGUUUGGCUGGUCUAAUGAUGAUAAUUUUUGGCAAGAAGCAACACAAGCUAGUCUUACUAUACUUGGCAUCAUUCUCAUAUAUCUCCUAGUUGCAAAAGGCGAUUUGAUCCUUGCCGCCAUCAUCAAUCCAUUGCUGUAUGCACUUCGGGGAGUGAGAAACGGAUUUGGUCUCACAACAUCAGAAGUAUUGAAAAAUACUUCUAAUAGUGAUCAGCCUGAUUUUGAUGGGGUUUUGAAGAAGGAAGGUUACAAGAGUGCUUCUGCUAAAGAGAGCGUUGUAAGAAAAUGGGGUAGUGAUUAGUGGAUAACUUGUUUGUCACAGGUUAGGCACCAUCCCUUUUAGAGCAGAAUGUUAUUUAUAUUUCCCCUCAUUGUUGGUUCUAUACAACCUUUGCUCCAUGACGUGUUAGUGUCGCAAUUAUUGUUGUAAUUCAUCGGUUUUUUCUCCCAUUUGUUUGCAAUUGGUAAGGAAAUUUUGUUUCUCCAAAA
Molecule: messenger RNA, 903 nt
Organism: Trifolium pratense (red clover)
Lineage: Eukaryota; Viridiplantae; Streptophyta; Magnoliopsida; Fabales; Fabaceae
Exons: 3
Coding region: 83-715 (210 amino acids)
Source: RefSeq, a predicted model, not a curated record